Molecule: messenger RNA, 3268 nt
Organism: Oryzias latipes (Japanese medaka)
Lineage: Eukaryota; Metazoa; Chordata; Actinopteri; Beloniformes; Adrianichthyidae
Source: RefSeq, a predicted model, not a curated record
GGCACAGCCCUCUGCUUUGCUUUCAUCCUGUUGUGUUUCACUUCAGUUAAUUUCCUGAUGAUGUUCACCUGGGACUGCAGCUUCAUCAGCUGUGACUGGCCGCCUGCUGGUCAUGUGGUGCUCCUCUACCAGGAAGCCGGAGCCUAUUAAAGCACACCUGGGAGCUGAGCCUGGCAGAGUCUGGUGAACUGUCUCUGGCUGACACUCACUGCGAUCCUGACUCUCUUUUGGCUGCAUGCUUCUGACUAAGCUGUUUUCCUCAGGUACGUGGUGGGAGGUUGUGAUCAGGCAAGUUUGGGGCCCCAUACAUUUUCACACGCAGGCUGAACUUUGUUAGACACACCAGGUAAGGGGUUGGUGCCAUUUCUUGUAAUGUUUUGUAUGUUUGUAUUUAGACUAGUUAGGUAGUCUUUUGUUGUUCUUUUGAUUUAUGGGUUUAGUUGCAGAGUUAGGCCUGGUUUUGUUAUAUUGAGUUUAUUUAUUUGGCACAACCCAAACGUCACUUCCUCCCCCACAGGUAAUUGUUUGCAGCAGCCUGAGUCUUUGAAUAUUAUAAACCAUAUUUAUAUACAUCAUCCUUGACUACUUGUCUUAUUUCAUGGUUGUACUGUUGCGCCCUCCCCAGGGACGUAACAAGUGGGGGCUCGUCCGGGAUCACGCAACCCUGGAGUAAGCAAGUGUUUUUUUUUGUUGUUACCGUUUGCGUAUUCUUGUAGAAUCAAUAAUGAGCUUUACUUUGCAGGCGUUCCUUGAUAGUCCGAGGAUCGAAGUCCUCGAGUCUUGUCGUAAGGCCGACUUAUUGUGUGUUGCCGCCCAUUUUGGUAUACCAGUGUCUAGACAUGCCAUUAAAAGAGAGCUCAGGGCUGAGCUUAUAGAGCAUUUAGUGGAGUUAAAGGUCCUUGUUGCCAGUGUCCCGUCUGUCUCUAAAGAUGAAACUGCCGGUGUGGCUGUUGACAGCAACGCCGUGGGUGUUGUCACGCCUCCAGGAAAGGUAGAGGAGGCUGAGGUCCCUCCUGCGACUUUACCACGCUUUGAUCCUUUGUCCCCCGAAUUGGGGAGUUCUAGCAGGGAUGCUAAGCUUAAGCUUCGCCUCACGCGGCUACGUCUGGAGACAGAGGAGAGGGAGAGAGAAAGAGAGCGACGGGCAGAGUAUGAGCUCCGCCUGCAGGUUCGCAGGAUGGAGAUUGAGGCGGACAAGGAAGUCCGGCUGAAGCAGCUGGAGGUUGAGGCUUUGCAACACUCUGCAGCACAGUCUUCGAUGGCAGACACUGCUACUGCUUUAGCGGUUUCUAACGGGAAAAGGGGGUUUGAUGUAAGCAGAAACAUAGCGAUGGUGCCUACGUUUCGUGAGUCUGAGGUGGAUUCCUACUUUAAAGCUUUUGAACGUGUGGCAAUAGCUCUUGACUGGCCAGAGGACAUGUGGUCCAUAUUGCUUCAAUGUAAGCUGGUGGGAAAAGCUCAGGAAGUUGUAUCCUCUCUUUCUGUCGCUGACAGCUUACAAUACACAGUGCUGAAAGAGUCUAUAUUGCGUGCCUAUGAACUUGUACCAGAAGCAUACAGGCAGAAAUUUAGGAAUCACAAGAAACCUAGUGGUCACACAUUUGUUGAGUUUGCAAGAGAAAAAAGUGUUCUCUUUGACAAGUGGUGUUCGGCCAGUGAAGUUCAAAACAAUUUUGAGUCUCUCCGUCAGCUUGUUCUUCUUGAGGACUUUAAGGGUUCAUUACCAGAGAAAGUCGUUGUGUUCCUCAAUGAACAAAAAGUUACAUCAUUGUCAAAGGCAGCAGUGAUGGCUGACGAGUUUGUUUUAACCCAUAAGACUGUGUUCUGGUCUCAUUCUGAAGGGUUAGCAGGACCCCGCCCUCUGAGAGUGGAGCCUAGAUCGUUUCCUCAGGAUAAGCCCAGAGAACUAUCAACUUCCCCUCGUGGUAGUCGUGAAUGUUUCUACUGCCAUAAAAGGGGCCAUGUUGUUGUAGAUUGUCCUGGUCUGAAACGCAAAUUGUCAUCCACAUCACCUCAACCUAAAGGCAUGGGUCUGCUCAAAAGUUUGCCAGGUAUGGACAAGCCUCAAACUUUAGACCCAUGUUUCAAACCUUUUGUGUCUCAGGGUUUCAUUUCAGAAACAGGCCAUCCAGACAACCAACAGCCGGUGACUAUGCUGAGAGACACGGGCGGCUCACAAUCUGUCAUACGGGAAGGAAUAUUGCCAUUAACUGAGGGCUCUUCAUGUGUGGAUUUCAUUCUCGGAAACGACAUAGCGGGUGGAAAGGUUGUACCAGCUCCUGAGGUGACAGAAAACCCUGUUGUGGACUUAGGUGUUGAGAAUCCACAGCCAGGUUUUGAAGGUUUCCCUCAUUGUGUUGUCACCAGGGCUCAAACACAGAAGUACGGUCUUGAUUUGUCUGAUUCCUUUCUUGCUGGAGAAUGUGUUUCGGUGAAGGGCAGAUCUAGCAGAUUGCCUAAGGUUUCACCUAAGUCUUUAACAUCGUGUCCUACAACAGUUGAAUUACCAGCUACACGAGAAGAAUUCAUCGCAGCACAGAAGGAAGACACAUCCAUUAAGAAAUGUCAUGCGCUUGUUCUUUCUCUUACAGAGGCUGAGAAAAUGAAAACUGCAUAUUUUUACAAUGAUGGCUUACUAAUGCGCCGAUGGACAAGCGGAAACCCUAGUGAGGACUGGGCAGUGACUAAUCAGGUGGUUGUGCCUACAGUCUUUCGUCCUCAGGUGUUGAUGCUGGCUCAUGAUCACCCGUGGUCGGGACACCUGGGGGUUACAAAAACCUAUGAUCGUGUCCUUAAACAUUUCUUUUGGCCUGGACUCAAGUCGGAUGUCAUUCAUUACUGUCGCACUUGUCACAUAUGUCAGUUAGCAGGAAAACCAAACCAAGUAGUUCCUCCUGCCCCCCUCUUUCCUAUUCCUGUGCAUGAGGAACCAUUCGAGAGGGUCAUUGUCGAUUGUGUGGGACCACUGCCGAAGCUGGAGAUAGACGCCAGCGCGGAUGGUGUUGGUGCUGUUCUCCUACAGGAGGAUGACUCAGGAAUAGACCACCCAGUGAGCUACUUCUCGAAGAAGCUCAAUGAUCAUCAGAAGAGGUACUCCACCAUUGAGAAAGAGGCUCUGUCAUUACUCCUGACGUUACAGCAUUUCGAGGUAUAUGUUGGCUCAAUUAAUUUCCUGAUGAUGUUCACCUGGGACUGCAGCUUCAUCAGCUGUGACUGGCCGCCUGCUGGUCAUGUGGUGCUCCUCUACCAGGAAGCCGGAGCCUAUUAA